GCUCGCAGGGCGGGGGCUGCGGCUCCGCCCGCCCCGCCGCGCUCCGCCCGCCCGGGCCCGCCCGCUGCCGAGCGCGGAGCGGGGGCAGCCGGGGCGCGGCGGGGGAGCCGGGGGCCAGCGGGGCCCGGCGGGGAUGGCGGCGGGCGGGAUGCGGCGCUGGGCGCUGCUGGCCGCGCUGCUGGCCGCGCUGUGCGGGCCCGCGGCGGGCGGCGGGCGGCGGCGGGCGGCCAGCCUGGGCGAGAUGCUGCGGGAGGUGGAGGCGCUGAUGGAGGACACGCAGCACAAGCUGCGCAACGCCGUGCAGGAGAUGGAAGCUGAAGAGGAAGGGGCAAAAAAGCUGUCAGAAGUCAGCUUUGAGGACUUACCUCCCAACUACCAUAACGAGUCCAACACGGAGACCCGAGUGGGCAACAGAACUGUUCAGACCCAUCAAGAAAUUGAUAAGGUUACAGAUAACAAAACAGGAUCAACAGUUUUUUCUGAGACAGUUAUUACAUCCAUAAGAGAUGGAGAAAACAAAAGGAAUCACGAGUGUAUCAUUGACGAAGACUGUGAACCAGGGAAGUAUUGCCAGUUCUCCACCUUGGAAUACAAAUGUCAGCUCUGCAAGCCCCAGGACACACCCUGCUCACGGGACGUGGAGUGUUGUGGGGAGCAGCUCUGCGUGUGGGGCCGCUGCAGGAGAUCCAGCUCCAGAGGGGAGAACGGCACCAUCUGUGAGACCCAGCACGACUGCAGCCCUGGGACGUGCUGUGCUUUCCACAAAGAGCUGCUGUUUCCUGUGUGCACACCCUUACCUGAGGAAGGUGAGCCCUGCCAUGAUCCUUCAAACAGACUUCUCAACCUCAUCACCUGGGACCUGGAGCCCGAUGGAGUGCUGGAGAGGUGCCCCUGUGCAGGUGGCUUGAGCUGCCAGCCUCAGAGCCACAGCACUACAUCUGUGUGUCAGCGGUCUGCCAAUGAAACGCAGCACACUGAAAGGGAAGAUCCCUUAAUCACAGAUGAGAUGCCCUUUCUCACCUUGAUCCCUCAAGAUCUCCUCUCUGAUUAUGAGGAAAGCAGCGUCAUCCAGGAAGUGCGUAGAGAAUUGGAAAGCCUGGAGGACCAAGCAGGUUGGAAGCCUGAGCCUGAGUCAGCUCAGGAGCUGGUUUUGGGAGAUGAAAUCUAAAGCCCAAAGCACCAGUUUAGUUAGUUAUUUCUAGAUUUUUUUUGUUUAGUAUCUUGCUUGUAUGAACCCUGAACACACACUACUGGAUAGAAGUGCAAUAAGCAAAGUCUUCAAGGAGCAUCCUUCUCUGUGCACCAAACCUGCAUGUCCCUGUGGAAUCCACUCAGUCCCUGCCUUCAAACCUUCUGCCAAAUGGGAACCAUAGAAGUGCUCUUCUGGAUUUGUACUUUCCUCUUGUAUGUCAGAAAUAAAGUUCUUCGUACUUGUACUCAUUAAAAAAUGCACACAAGCAUAAAUUAUUUCAAGUUGCUAGAAACUACAGAAGUGAUCUCUGAGUACAGAUGUUCCGAGUUGUUUUAUUUCUCUAGGGAAAGAACCAUCUACUCUGACAGUGUUGCAGUCAUAAAUUUUAAGGAAUUUUAAAAGGAAUUUUAAUUUUUUUUCUUUAGAAUGAUUUUGUGUUUUUAAUACACUUCAUAGGCAUAAAUCUCUGCAUGUUACAAGAUGUGAUUAUUUUUACCAUCUUAAAAGGUCAUAGAUCUAAAAAAAUCAAUAGCAAGCUAAGAGUAAAAUCUGACCCCCCAAACUCCCCAGCUACCACCUGUCCCACCAGUUUGCUACCAUGGCUCCUCCACUAUUAAUGGCUUUCUGAUAGAUUUCACCAUCUGUUGUCGCACAUGGUAAAACAAGAUGUGAGGUUCCAGCCAA
Molecule: messenger RNA, 1876 nt
Organism: Motacilla alba alba
Lineage: Eukaryota; Metazoa; Chordata; Aves; Passeriformes; Motacillidae
Gene: DKK3
Product: dickkopf WNT signaling pathway inhibitor 3
Exons: 7
Coding region: 134-1168 (344 amino acids)
Biological process (GO): negative regulation of canonical Wnt signaling pathway; multicellular organism development
Cellular component (GO): extracellular region
Molecular function (GO): co-receptor binding; receptor antagonist activity
Source: RefSeq, a predicted model, not a curated record